UCUGAAAGCUCUGAUUUUCAUGUAGAAAUUGAUGGUGCUCAAUCUUCUAUCAGACUGAAGACACUGCUAUCAGAACAGAGGGCACCAGGGGUUUGUGCGCUAGAGCCAUCUAUGACCUGCUGCUAUGGAUGGAGGAACAUUAACGGUGUCUGUCAACCUAUAUGUAAGAGACCCUGUGAGAAUGGAUUCUGUAUUGGGCCUGAUCGAUGCUCGUGCAUGGAGGGCUACAAGGGCAAAGACUGCAGCGAAGAUGUCAAUGAGUGUGGGCUCCCAGAAAGGCCCUGUUCACACAGCUGCAUGAACACAAUGGGGAGUUACCGUUGUUUCUGCAAUAAUGGACACACUCUGGACACUGAUGGCAAAUCCUGCAUCAAGAAACUGGACUGCAUCUCCCUUCGCUGUCAGUUUGGUUGCCAAAUUGACAGAAAUGAUGAAGUGGGCUGUGUCUGUCCUCCAGGAUUACAACUUGCACCAGAUUAUAGAACCUGCAAAGACAUCAAUGAGUGUGAUGAUCCCUCACACACCUGCACAGAACACCAGUCCUGCAAGAACACUUUUGGGAGUUUCACUUGUGUCUGUAAAGACGGAUUUAUCUUGGGAACACUCCAAGACACAAUCACUUGUCGAGAUAUAGAUGAGUGUCUGACUGGCAACCAUCACUGCAGCCCCAAAGCCAGCUGUGUGAACACUGAAGGCUCAUACAUCUGCCAGUGUGAGAAGGGCUAUGCUGGAGAUGGUUUCAGAUGCCAGAAGAAGAACAACAGACGGUCACUGGCGACUAUGUACUUACAGUAUAAACACUUCAAACACAUAAGGCCAGUAUACCACUUUAACAGCAGCGUAAGGAUGACUGUUAAUAGGGUUUAAAAGGAAAGUUAGAAUAUGUUUCAUCGUGUCCUGCAAAUAGGUCUUUGAUAUUAUACAUCUUAUUAUUUGCAUUGCCAAAUUUUACCCUGAAUGGAAUUUUUGCAAAAUAAAUGUAAAAAUGAAACUC
Messenger RNA from Danio rerio (zebrafish), 994 nucleotides. NCBI's taxonomy places the organism in Eukaryota, Metazoa, Chordata, Actinopteri, Cypriniformes, Danionidae. The record is from RefSeq and is a predicted model, not a curated record.